AUGUCCUACGAGAAGGGCGCGCCAGUCCUGGUGCUUACGUCCGCCCCGGUGGCCGACGCCGUCUCGGAGCAGACGAUCAAGAACACAGUGGCCGAGUUUCCCCUGAAGCCGCGCACCGCCAGCGGGGAGAUCGCCUCGCUGGCGUGCAGCGCGCUGGAGGCCAAGGGGGCGCAGUCCACGCCAGCGGCCGCGAGCAAGCAGUGCACCGCGGUCUGCGCCUACUUCAUGGCGCCGAAGGCGGCCGUGGACGAUGUGUUCAAGGACCCUGGUGGCGGCGAAGAGGCUAAAGACCGACGGCGGCGCGGUCAAGAGCCUCCGGUUGCGGCACAUCCUGCUGCGCCACCGCGAGUGCGAUUGCAAACGGUGGCUGGACGCAGGCUCGAACACGGUCGGGAACCUGGCCGCCUUCAAAGGUGUGGCCAGCCUCACGACCCCGUCAGGAGACGCGACGCGACGCGCACGCAGGCCGAGGCCGAGGCGGCGCUUCGUAGGGCCCUGCGCCAGCUGCUCGAGGAGCAGGCCGUCGACAGGGCAAAGGCCAAGGUGCCCACCAACUCCAAAAAGGCUGGCAUGGACUCGGUGACGCCGUCGGCCAGGUGCAUGUCAUUAUGCAAGGAGAUGUCGGAGUGCAGCUCCGCCUCCAAGGGCGGGCACAUGUGCGGAGAUCUUGGCUGGGUGAACGAGGAGGAGCUGAAGGGGUUCGGCCCCUCCUUCGCGGAGGUGAUCAGAGCUCUGGGCGUCGGCCAGUGGAGCGACGUCGUCUCCUCGCCCCAUGGGGUGCACCUGGUCCAGAGAAUAGCCUGA
This is a messenger RNA of Prorocentrum cordatum, 804 nucleotides long. The record is from the annotation of a GenBank genome assembly. NCBI's taxonomy places the organism in Eukaryota, Dinophyceae, Prorocentrales, Prorocentraceae.